Molecule: messenger RNA, 497 nt
Organism: Carlito syrichta (Philippine tarsier)
Lineage: Eukaryota; Metazoa; Chordata; Mammalia; Primates; Tarsiidae
Product: DNA annealing helicase and endonuclease ZRANB3-like
Exons: 3
Biological process (GO): replication fork processing; DNA repair
Cellular component (GO): nuclear replication fork
Molecular function (GO): ATP-dependent chromatin remodeler activity; ATP binding
Source: RefSeq, a predicted model, not a curated record
AUGGGUCUAGGAAAGACAAUCCAGGCAAUUGCAAUUGCUUACUUCUAUAAAGAGGAAUGGCCUCUUUUGAUAGUGGUCCCUUCAUCUCUGAGAUAUCCUUGGACAGAAGAAAUAGAGAAAUGGAUCCCAGAGCUAGGUCCUGAAGAAAUCAAUGUUAUUCAGAAUAAAACUGAUGUUAGGAGAAUAUCGACCAGCAAAGUGACAGUUUUGGGUUAUGGUCUUUUAACCACAGAUGCAGAGACUUUGAUAGAUGCACUGAAUAAUCAGAACUUCAAAGUAGUUAUAGUAGAUGAAUCACACUACAUGAAGUCCAGAAAUGCAACUCGCAGCAAGAUUUUAUUGCCAGUAGUACAGAAAGCCAGACGAGCCAUUCUUCUUACAGGAACUCCAGCUUUAGGAAGGCCUGAAGAGCUUUUCAUGCAGAUUGAGGCUCUCUUUCCACAAAAAUUUGGAACAUGGACUGAAUAUGCCAAAAGAUACUGUAAUGCACAUAUCAG